Molecule: messenger RNA, 1305 nt
Organism: Fusarium subglutinans
Lineage: Eukaryota; Fungi; Ascomycota; Sordariomycetes; Hypocreales; Nectriaceae
Product: GTP binding domain protein
Exons: 3
Coding region: 1-1305 (434 amino acids)
Molecular function (GO): GTP binding
Source: RefSeq, a predicted model, not a curated record
AUGGGUAAAUACAACCUUGGUGCUGAGGCACUGGUCGAUCAAGCCGAAUCCUUCAAGACAUUUCUUGGUCUCAACCAGCCGGAACCGGGAGACAAGUUCUUCCUUGUUAUGGGUCUGACAGGAGCUGGCAAAAGUACAUUCGUCUCAAACUGCACAGGUCAUGACGUGACUAUAGGCCAUGGGCUGUAUUCAUGUACUAACUCUGUUGGUGCUUUCCAGUAUACCAGACGUGGUCAACGUAUCUUCCUUAUAGAUACCCCCGGGUUUAACGACACCAGCCGCUCUGAUAUCGAAACGCUGGAGGUAUUGGCAACCUAUCUCAGUGCGUCACAUGCAAAUGGGGUGCGGAUUCACGGUAUCAUAACGUUAUAUCCUAUCACGAAUAACCGUAUGGCUGGAUCAAAUUUGAGAAGCUUGAGAAUCCUGAAAGAGAUUUGUGGAUUCGCUUCCUAUAGCAAUCUCGCCAUCGUUACAACUCUGUGGCCCGAGUCUCCAGAUUCUAAGAACAGGAGGAUUCUUGAAGACCGAGAACUUGAGCUGAUGACAAACCCUGACUUUUUCAGUGACCUUGUCAGUCAAGGAGCAAGAAUGUUUCGAGAUUACAACGAAAAUCAUAGCCCCGCAAACGCAGAACAGCGUAUUAUCGAUACUCUACUAAGGCAACUGGAUCACGGCAAACAUGCUGUACUUCAAUUACAGCGAGAGGUUGUGGACGAAGGAAAGAGUCUUGGGGAAACCACAGCAGGAAUAGCAGCCUCCGAACACCUAAAUCAAACUUGCCGAAAACAUGAGAAUCAGCUAAGAAUACUGGAUGCCGAGAUGGAGAAAACAUCUUCGAGCUCAGAACAGGAGUAUUCUCUUCAACUGCAAGAGCUGAAGGCUGAAGUGGAUAGAGAGAUCGAGAAAACGAAGCGCGGCCGUCAGGCUUUGGUCAAGACGAUGAUAGAUCUACACGAAGCCGAGACAAAAGCACUGAAGCAGCGAGUUUCCAACCUUCAAAGCCAAUACGAAACUGAAGUGCAAAAUAAGGAGAUGAUUUUACGGGACGUGCAAGAGUCUUGCGCUGCCCUUCAGAAGGAGAUAGCUCGCCUGGCAAAUAGUCCGCGACAACAACAAAUCGUUGCACGCCAGACAAAAAGUCACCAGAAGGCUCUAUCAAAGGCCCAAAAGGAUGCCGAGAAGAUUCGCAGAGACCGCCAGAAGGUUCAAGGGUACACGAAAGAGAUCGUUGGUGGUGUCAUGAAUGGGAUUGCUGCAGGUGCAGUUGCUAGCGUUAUGGGUGGCCUUAUGUGUAUCGUGAUGUAA